Xyrauchen texanus (razorback sucker) is the source of this 2225-nucleotide messenger RNA. It is a transcript of the gene nt5e, whose product is annotated as 5'-nucleotidase, ecto (CD73). Gene Ontology annotation, biological process: AMP catabolic process. Gene Ontology annotation, molecular function: metal ion binding; nucleotide binding; 5'-nucleotidase activity. The coding region runs from base 41 to 1747 and encodes 568 amino acids. Gene Ontology annotation, cellular component: plasma membrane. The record is from RefSeq and is a predicted model, not a curated record. Lineage: Eukaryota; Metazoa; Chordata; Actinopteri; Cypriniformes; Catostomidae. The transcript is spliced from 9 exons.
CGCUGAAGUCAUCGGAUGCGCUCUCAAUACUGAUGAGAGGAUGAAAAUGCGGUGGCGGUUCAACGCGUUUUUCUUGCUGUGGAUCCAGGUAUGCAGCGCGGAGUUUGAGCUCACUUUACUCCACACUAAUGAUGUCCACGCAAGGGUGGAAGAGACCAACAAAGACUCGGGCAAAUGCACUAAAAGCCCGUGUUUCGCCGGAGUGUCGCGGAGAUUUACAAAAAUCCAAGAAGUUCGUAGAAAUGAGAAAAACGUCCUGCUGCUGGACGCGGGCGAUCAAUUUCAGGGCACCGUCUGGUUUAACUUCUACAAGGGUGCAGAAGCGGCGUAUUUCAUGAAUAAACUCGGAUACGAUGCGAUGGCCUUUGGAAAUCAUGAGUUUGACAAUGGAGUGGAUGGUCUCGUGAAACCUUUUCUUCAAGACGUGAACUUCACUGUUCUCAGCGCAAAUAUUAAAGCCGAUAACACAAUCGCUCCUCAGAUUAGUGGAUACUAUUUCCCAUAUAAGAUCUUCGCCAUCAACUCAGAGAAAGUAGGAGUUGUGGGGUACACCUCUGUGGAAACGCCUGCUUUAUCUUUACCAGGCCCACAUCUUCAGUUUGAAGAGGAAGUUGCUGCUCUACAAACUCAGGUGGAUAAACUAAUCACUCAGGGUGUGAAUAAGAUCAUUGCCCUCGGACACUCUGGAUUCGCAGUGGACCAAAUUAUUGCGAAGAAAGUUCGUGGAGUGGAUGUUGUGAUUGGAGGGCACACCAAUACAUUCUUGUACACAGGAACGGCACCGUCUACAGAGGUUCCUGUGGGUCCAUACCCAUUCAUGGUGAAAUCAGAGGAUGGCCGUCAGGUUCCAGUGGUGCAGGCAUAUGCCUUUGGGAAAUAUCUGGGAUUCCUAAAGGUGACGUUUGAUUCAAACGGGGAUGUGGUGAAGUCAUCAGGCAAUCCAAUUCUGCUGGAUAGCUCUAUAACACCGGAUCCAAUCAUUCAAGCUGAAUUGGAGAACUGGAAAAAGAAUCUGGCCAAUUACUCUUCUCUGUAUGUGGGACAAACUCUGGUGUAUCUCAAUGGAACUUUUGAGGAAUGUCGAUUUCGUGAAUGUAAUUUAGGGAACUUGAUCUGUGAUGCCAUGGUCCAUAAUAAUAUUAAAUAUGCUGAUGAAAUACAGUGGAAUCAUGUAAGCUCUUGUAUUCUCAACGGUGGAGGCAUCCGAUCAGCUAUUGAUGAGCGCAACAGAAAUGGUACAAUCACAAUGGAAGACCUGAUCUCUGUGUUGCCAUUUGGAGGCACGUCUGAUCUGGUGCAGAUGAACGGAUCGACUUUGAGAGAGGUCUUUGAGCACUCAGUGCACAGAUAUGGAGGAAGUACUGGAGAAUUCUUGCAGGUGUCAGGUUUUCAGCUGGUAUAUGAUUUAUCAAAGCCCACUGGGAAACGUGUUAAAAGUGUGAAUGUGCUGUGCAAUGAAUGUCGUGUGCCCCAUUACGAACCACUAAACCCUAAAAAGGUAUACAAGGUGGUGUUGCCCUCAUAUCUGGUGGACGGAGGAGAUGGAUACUCUAUGAUCAAAGAGCAAAAACUCAAACAUGACAGCGGUAACCUGGAUAUCUCAGUUGUUGCCAGCUACAUCUCGGAGAGAAAGAGAGUUCAUCCUGCUGUGGAAGGACGGAUUCAAUUAUUAAACUCUUCUAUUGGACAGCGAGGAUAUUUGCCCAUCCUCCUACUGGUGUGGGUAUUAUGGGUCAUGUUGGUUUAGCAUGUGAGAUUAGAGAUAUUUAAAGUACUUGUGAAACAUGGAUGUGUAGCCAUUUGCAUUUAACUGUUCAGUAAGAGGGGAAAAAAUACAAAAGUCAAAUUAAAAGUUAAGUCAAACCUUUGAAAUUUAAGUAAAACUUUAAGAUGCUUUAAAAAGAAAAUGGUUGAGGACAAAAGACAGAUAUGAACUUUAUUUCUUUUAACUGGACUGCAUUUUUUCUGUACCUCUUUUUUAUAUCUACAUCAUUCUCAAUUCAAUUUUAUCAAAAUACAUAGACAAUAUUUUGCAAAAUGUUAUUUUUUUUCCAGACUGUAUACCAUAACUGAGAAACCUGUUCCGUUCAUAUUUCACCCCAAAAUCAAAAGAAAAAAAUUACAGAUUAUAUUUUGCUUAAUGAAAAUGAAGCUUGUUUUAGGACCAUUCAAUUUGUUUUGUGACAUUUAUUUUAUUAUUUAAUAAUAAAAGCAUUAUGUCAAGA